Molecule: messenger RNA, 1884 nt
Organism: Anopheles maculipalpis
Lineage: Eukaryota; Metazoa; Arthropoda; Insecta; Diptera; Culicidae
Gene: Sur-8
Product: leucine-rich repeat protein soc-2 homolog
Exons: 1
Coding region: 53-1861 (602 amino acids)
Molecular function (GO): protein phosphatase 1 binding
Source: RefSeq, a predicted model, not a curated record
UCGUUCUCAAACAACAUCAUAUCUUAUUGUGCCAUUCAGUGGAGAUCGCGGCAUGAAUUUGGGUAGCUCCGGUGGAGGCGGUACCGGCACCUCAGCGAACACUUCUGGUGGCAGCAGCAGCAUCGGCGGAGGCGGUAGCGCAGGAUCCUAUUCGACCGCCAGUGGUGGUGUUGCUGGUGCUGGAAGUGCAAACAGUGCGAACGUAAGCAGCAGUAGUACGGCCGCGACAGGAAGCGGAGGCUACGGUAGCGGGAGUGGAGGAUCCGGCAGUGAAAUGCCUGCGGAAAUCAUACGCCCUAAGGUUGUGACGGUGAAGCACCCGGAGUCGAACAAACCGAAACCGACCACCAAGAAGGGCAAAGCGAUACAGGCCGACGUGGACGUGAUUAAGGAGUUUCAGCGAUGCAAGGAGGAAAACAUUCAGCGUCUCGAUUUGAGCAAAUCCUCCAUCACCGUCAUACCCGCGUCGGUAAAAGAUUGCACGAGCCUGGUCGAGUUCUAUCUGUACGGCAACAAGAUAUCUUCACUGCCGUCCGAGAUCGGUUGUCUGGCGAAUCUGAAAACGUUAGCACUGAAUGAAAAUUCACUCACGUCGUUACCUGAUUCUUUGCAAAACUUAAAGCAGCUAAAAGUGCUCGAUCUGCGACAUAACAAGCUAUCCGACAUACCGGAUGUGAUCUACAAGCUGCACACCCUAACUACCCUGUAUCUGCGCUUCAACAGGAUCCGGGUAGUAGGUGAUAAUUUGAAAAAUCUUAGCAACCUCACGAUGCUUAGCCUGCGGGAGAACAAAAUUCACGAGCUACCCGCAGCGAUCGGCCACCUGGUCAAUCUAACUACGCUCGAUCUUUCGCACAAUCAUCUGAAACACCUGCCCGAGGAGAUCGGGAACUGCGUUAACCUAACCGCACUCGAUCUGCAGCACAACGACCUGCUAGACAUACCGGAAUCGAUAGGCAAUCUGUCGAACCUGAUGCGGCUCGGGUUGCGCUACAACCAGCUCUCGUCAAUUCCCGUCUCGCUGAAGAACUGUACGCACAUGGAUGAGUUUAACGUUGAGGGCAACGGUAUUAGCCAGCUGCCGGAUGGGCUGUUGGCUAGCUUGAGCAACCUGACAACGAUCACCCUCUCGCGGAACGCGUUCCAUAGCUACCCAUCCGGCGGUCCAGCCCAGUUCACCAACGUAACCAGCAUCAAUCUGGAGCACAAUCAGAUCGACAAGAUACAGUACGGCAUAUUCUCCCGUGCCCGUGGCUUAACCAAGCUAAACAUGAAAGAAAAUGCUCUCACCUCGCUGCCGCUCGAUAUCGGCACCUGGACCCAGAUGGUGGAACUAAACUUUGGCACCAACUCGCUCACGAAGCUUCCGGACGAUAUACACUGCCUGCAGAACCUGGAAAUACUGAUCCUGUCCAACAAUCUGCUGAAACGAAUACCGAACACCAUCGGCAAUCUGAAGAAACUGCGCGUGCUUGAUCUGGAGGAGAAUCGGCUGGAGUCCCUACCAUCCGAGAUUGGGCUACUGCACGAUCUGCAGAAGCUAAUUUUACAAUCCAACCAGCUUGGGGCGCUACCGCGUACGAUCGGCCAUCUGACGAACCUGACCUACCUGUCCGUCGGGGAGAACAAUCUGCAGUUCCUACCGGAGGAGAUCGGUACGCUGGAAAACCUCGAAUCGCUUUAUAUCAAUGAUAAUCCGGCGCUGAUUAAGCUUCCGUACGAGCUGGCCCUGUGCCAAAAUCUGGCAAUUAUGAGCAUCGAAAACUGUCCCCUGUCGGCGCUUCCACCGGAAGUCGUGAGCGGUGGUCCAAGUCUCGUAAUACAGUACCUUAAGCUUCAUUCGCCAUACCGACAGAUGUGAUUUGAUGGCUGAAGAAGAGAACG